Molecule: messenger RNA, 1653 nt
Organism: Carassius auratus (goldfish)
Lineage: Eukaryota; Metazoa; Chordata; Actinopteri; Cypriniformes; Cyprinidae
Product: jupiter microtubule associated homolog 1
Exons: 5
Coding region: 386-826 (146 amino acids)
Cellular component (GO): nucleus
Source: RefSeq, a predicted model, not a curated record
CAGGAUUCAGCACCAAGAGACUGAUGACCUGAAUAGUCCGUCAAACCAGUAGUCCGUAGAAUAUAGUUGAGGAAAAGCCGUGAACAGAAAACUUGGAUGUUCAAGAUGACGACCACCACCACUUUUCAAGGCAUGGACCCGACCGGGAGGAGCAGCUCCAGGUGCUGAUAGAUGUCUGAAGGAAGAUAACAAUGCUCAUUCGCUUUAGGUUGCAACAAACAACAAUUUAUUUAAUCGCUUUAAUGUCCAAAGACGUUAUUUGAGAGGCAAUAUAACCGACAAAAUUACUCUCCAGCUAUCUACGAUAGCUACUAGUUUAAAAUCGGGUGGAGAUGCUAAUGAGAAAUGAGCAAUAUCAUAUGCACAAAUACGUUUUGGAGAUGAAAUGACACUAGAUUACAGAGUGCUGCAUCCACCAGGUGGAGAUUCAAACAUCUGCUUUGGGACAGAUGAACUGAAAGCUGUAAAGAAAAACAAAAUGGCAUCUAGUAUAUUUUCCGAACCUGAGGACCCUCAUGCCCAUCGAAGGAACAAUCCACCAGGUGGGAAGCCUACAGGUGUGUUGUGUGGAGAGCCAUCUGCCCCUCUCAGAAGAUGUACUGCUCAACCCGCCAAUCAAAGUAACACCACAGACGAAAAUAAUGUAGCUGUGAAUGGUGAGGAAAACUCGAUCACUGUUGAUAGCACAGAAGAACCUGAACCUGUUCAGGAGCAGGAUGACACACCAGCUCCACCUUACCUCUCUGCAAGAGAGCAGCAUACCGCCGAGGUCCCUUCUGGUCGUAGAAACCCACCAGGGGGUAAAUCCUCUCUCAUCUUAGGCUAAGGAUUUGCCUCACUUAAGGAUAAGAUCUGGGCCUAUGUGAGAUGAGCAUCUCAGAGUAAAUGUGCUGUUCUGUGGUCAGUGCCCAUCCUCUGCAUAACUGUAUUCAUACAAUGAUAUAAGCCACAAAGAACAGAUUAAGAUCAGGACAGUUUAGACAGAGAAGAGUGCAACAGAUCUUUGAGCUGUGAUUUGUUCAAAGAAAGUCUUUGAAGUUGUUAAGUGUAGGUCUCUCAGUCUUGUCUUGACUAAGAUUAGACCCUUAAGAGUGCAUUGCUACUCUCAGAUCCUGCAAAUCAUAGCUUGCUGGUUAAGACAGUAGGUUUGAAUUAUUCCAUGUCACAUCCAUCAUUGAAUAAAAUACAAAUCUGAAAUGUUUGUAGAUGUUAAGGAAAAAGUAUAAACCUUGACUUACAGAUCGCUGAAAAUAUAUUUAGUAUAAAAGAACAAAAAACAAUACGAUCAAUAAAUACAAUUAAGAGUUAAAAGAACAAAAAACAUGAGAGUGCAAUGAAAUAUUAUGCUCUAGUAAAUAACAGGUGUGCCAAAAAAGAUGCAUGUGAGAAAGCUGUUAUUAUUUUGUUUGUUUUAAAAAAAAUAAAACAUUCACAAAAAUAAAUUCAUCAGCCGCAGUGUACAGUCAUUGCAUCUAAUCUGUCAUCAAGUAGUCCAUCUUCAACAAAAAAUUCUCAUUGCCUUGUUACGUUUGACCUAUGCCAAAACGGUGCUCUGUGUUAUUCUUUGACUCCUUGGAGGAAGUGUGGAACAGAGUCUGUACAUUUUUUUUAAUGUAUAUGAGCUUUUCUCAAAUAAACAAAAUAAUAAAAAUG